AUGCAUUUGGAGCCACUUCUAAGGAAAAACAGAAGCACUCACAGCUAUGAUGUGGUUGACAGUAUUUGUAGUCGGAGCCAAGUCAAGCCUUCCUCUGGAGGAAAGCUGGAAGCCUUUAUGGGUCUUGUCAGUGAUCACGUAGCCCACAGGCCCCUUCUCGCUGCUGCCCAAGGCCGAGGCUUUCCCGGCAGGCGGCUGCGGAGCACAGUGCACUCAUUGAUCCCCGGGCUGUUUCUCUGGGUGGGGAAACCAACACCGUAUCAGCAAGCAGCUGGAGCGGUGGCCCUCUGGAUGACGAAAAGCGAUUUGGCUCGAAAAAGCCCCCUACAGUUUGUUUGUGCAGCGGGGCUCAGGCCUCCUGGCGAAGCAUUGUCUUACAAAUUGGUAGAGGAUGAACUUGCAUUGUUAGAUAAAAGCAUAAAUGAAUUUUGGAAUAAAUUCAAAGGCAAUGUCAGUGACAUCUCCUGUCAGAUGGUGGGACUAAGAGAUACCUACAAGGACAUCAAUAAAGCAUUUGCAGAAAAACUAUCUGUGAAAUUAAAGGAAGAAGAACGAAUGAUUCAGAUACUUCUGGAAUAUCAAAAUCAGAUCUGCAGGCAGAAUAAGCUCAUUCAAGAAAAGAAAGAUAACCUGUUAAAGUUGAUUGUUGAAGUAAAAAGCAAAAAGCAGGAAAUGGAAGUACUGACUGCAAAUGUCCAGGAUCUUAAGGAAGAAUAUGCUAGAAAGAAGGAAACUAUAAAUACUGCUAAAAAAGCUAGUGAAGAGAGGUUGAAAAGGCUCCAAAAAUCUGUAGACGUGUAUAAAGAUCGACUUGGACUAGAAAUUCGAAAAGUUUAUGGUGAUAAAUUGCAGUUUAUAUUCACUAAUGUUGACCCUAAGCAUCCUGAUAGCCCAUUUAUGUUUUGCCUACACCUAAAUGAAGCAAGGGACUAUGAAGUGUCAGAUAGCGCUCCCCAUCUUGAAUGCCUAUCAGAAUUUCAAGAGAAUGUAAGGAAGACCAAAAAUUUUUCAGCUUUUCUUGCCAAUGUUCCGAAAUCUUUUAGUACUAUGGCUUAUAAUUAA
Messenger RNA from Rhinolophus ferrumequinum (greater horseshoe bat), 1062 nucleotides. RefSeq names its product kinetochore protein Spc25-like. Gene Ontology annotation, cellular component: Ndc80 complex. The coding region runs from base 1 to 1062 and encodes 353 amino acids. The record is from RefSeq and is a predicted model, not a curated record. The transcript has 4 exons. NCBI's taxonomy places the organism in Eukaryota, Metazoa, Chordata, Mammalia, Chiroptera, Rhinolophidae. Gene Ontology annotation, biological process: chromosome segregation.